Molecule: messenger RNA, 1143 nt
Organism: Oncorhynchus masou masou (cherry salmon)
Lineage: Eukaryota; Metazoa; Chordata; Actinopteri; Salmoniformes; Salmonidae
Gene: vma22
Product: coiled-coil domain containing 115
Exons: 5
Coding region: 239-880 (213 amino acids)
Biological process (GO): vacuolar proton-transporting V-type ATPase complex assembly
Source: RefSeq, a predicted model, not a curated record
UGGAGCGAUCCCCUCACAUGACCAGAAGACGGAAGUGGCAUUUGAAACUUCGUAAACAAUCGCUCUCUGACUGUCUCUUUCAAACAAACCGUGAUACAAACGAAAAUUAAAAAAAGAAAAGAAAACCACAAUUUAAUCGUGUUUUAUCAAGAUCUAAGUUGGGAUAGUCACCGCGAUCUCUGCUAGUCGAACUGUGAGACGGUAGGAGAGAGCGAGAGAGAAACGGAGACAGAGAGAGAUGGGUCUGUCGGAGAAAGAAGAGUGUGUCUUGUUGGAUCAAAAGCUGCUUGUCUUUAUGGACCAACUGGAGCUGCUGGAGGAGAAACGAGAGAGACUCAACUCUCUAAUAGAACAGGGAUGGUUCUCUAUGUCCAAAGCAAGGUAUUCGAUGGGCAACAAGCAGGUGUCUGCUCUGCAGUAUGGGAGUGAGAUGGAACCUCUGGUCCGAGUGCACACCAGGACUCUGGAGAGUGGUGAGGCCGAGUUCCAGACAAAGAGAAGGACGCUGAAGUCUCCUGAAGAGAGACAGGUGGAGGACAUUGGACCUAAAGACAAGGAGGGUGUGAGGAGAAGAGUGAAGACGCAGGAGGUCCCAGAGAUAGACCAGAGUGACAACAAGCAUCCGUGGACAGAGACUGAGCCGGCUCCCUCCUCCAAACCUGAACCCAACCCCCAGCAGGACCCACUGAAGUGGUUUGGAAUCCUGGUGCCUCAGACCCUGAAACAGGCCCAGGCCUCAUUCAAACAGGUGGUAGAGUUGUCAGUGGAGGUGGCUACUCUCCAGUCUGCAGUCCUGACCACCAGACAACAGUUGCAGAUGAAACAGAAGAGCAGCAGCCAGACCCCGGACCUGACUGACCUGACUGACAGACUGACCUGACUGACAGAUGAACCAGACGGACAGAAGGACCAGACGGAAGGACCAGAUGGACAGACGAACCAGGCUGACCAGACGGACCAAACUGACCAGACUGACCUGACUGACCAGAUCAUGGUUUAGCGUACACAGCCACUCUCUCCCACAUAGUAUAGUAGUACUUCUGUCUAGAGCCCUUUAUACAAAGGCUGAGGGGGCUGCAGCAACCCUGAUAAAUAAAUACAAAAUAUACAAAUAAUAAAAUAUACAUUGUUUUUUUAUCACAA